CUCCGCAACCGCGUACAGACCUGGACCCUGGGAUCAUCGACGCGAUCCUGGGCAAAUCGGACGCGGUGCUCAUGAAGGAGGCACUCGGGAAGGCGGUGGACGAGAAGCUGGACGAGGACGAGAGGGUGCAGGCGUUGGACGACUUCGAGAUGCUCGUCGAGCAGAUCGACAACGCGAAUAACCUCGAAAAGCUCAAGAUGUGGGAGCCCUUGCAUGCACUUCUCACCAACCCCACAUCGUCUGAAGAGAUUCAGCGGCAUGUGCUCUGGGUCCUCGGCACUGCCGUCCAAAACAACCCGUCCGCCCAAGACUCUUACCUCGCUCUCUCUCCACUGCGCACCCUCCUCACCUUCCCCACUCCCGAGACCGCGCGCUCUGCAAAGACACGCUCCCGGGCGGUCUACACCCUCUCAGGCCUCCUCAAGCACAACGCCGCCGCCGUGCAGGCAAUGCACGACCUCAGUGGCUGGACCGUCUUCGCAGACGCGUUCCAGGACUCGGACAUCGCCGUCCGCCGCAAGGUCGCCUUCCUCCUCAACACGCUCCUCAUCCCUGCCCCCAGUAUAGCCAGCGCGCCCCCAUCCUCCUCAACCUCAACCUCGACGUCUUCCGCUCCCGCACCUGUGUCCGCUCCUUCCCACUCUCAGUCCCAGCCUCAAUCGCAGGUGCUCACCCUCCAUCCCUCCGAGUCCACCUCCACCACUGCCACCGCCUCGACAAACGUCACCACCGAACCCCCACCCUCUGCGCCCGUGCACCCAAACUCGCACGCGUCGAUGGUCCGCGACCCGUCCUCGUUCGCGACAUCCCCCGGGACCGUGCGCGCGCUCGAGGCGGACGACCACGCGCUCCUCCGCGCGGUCGUCGGCGCGCUCGCCGCCCCGACGCCGCACGGCCCGGACGGCGACGCGACGCACGACGAGGAGGCGGAGGAGAAGCUGCUCCGGACGCUGCACACGUACGCAGUCGGCUGCGGGCGCGGGGCGCAGAUGCGCGACGGCGAGAAGCGCGCGGUGAGGGGCUGGCUGGAGGGCGCCAAGGGGGAGGCUGGGAGCGGAGACGUGAGAGGGCUGGCGGCGGCGGAGGUGAGGGAGCUCGAGGUGGCGCUGGCGUGA
Molecule: messenger RNA, 1115 nt
Organism: Epithele typhae
Lineage: Eukaryota; Fungi; Basidiomycota; Agaricomycetes; Polyporales; Epitheliaceae
Product: nucleotide exchange factors-like protein
Exons: 3
Source: RefSeq, a predicted model, not a curated record